CGACCCACAGUGUCAGUACUUGUUGAAAGCGCGCGGUGAGAGGACGCACUGGGCGCUCGCUCUCAGAGACUUGACAGCCUCUUCUUCGCCGUCGCAGCUUCUGGAGCAUUAAUACAUGAACUUUAGUCGUCCCUUCUUCGUCUCCGUGUGCGCGCUGGACUAGCAGUGGUGUCUUAUUGUGUGCCGAUGGUGAAGGUGUGAUAUACUGAACAGACCUAUUACGGUGCACCCUUCCUUGUGUGCAAGUGUCCAUAUCUCAGUGACAUAUUAGAUUAAAAGGAGAAGAAGCCUCUCGAAGUAAAAGAGGCAAAGGAUUCGAUGUGUGUGCACCAACUCCCGAUCGGAAAAUGACAUCAUCGCAGCCUGUGAAGAUGAGGAACAUGACUUCCAGGAUGAAGUUGGUGCUGGUGACAAUGAUGGUGAUGUAUGUGCGAGAGGCAGUGGCCUUUCCCGGCGACUUGCGACUCGUGAACAACGGCUACGAUGGGCUCACCGUGGCCAUCAGCGAAAACGUCCCCCACGACCACUGUAACCACGUCAUUCACGGCUUGAAGAGUGUGCUCACAGAAUUCUCGAACGUGCUGUGGACGACCACGGGCGGCCGGGCGUCGCUGAGGGAAGUGACCGUCGCGCUCCCCCGCUCCUGGAAGAUGGACGCUCUCACCUGCUCCCUGCUGUCCCCCCUCACGACGUCGGCGACCCCCAACCAGGCGCACAUCCGCGUCACGUCUCCCCACCCCGUUUUCGGAAAUCGCCCGUGGACGCAGCAAAGCCAGGGCUGCGGGCGGCAGGGCGACUACAUCCAGAUGGGCGGUGAUUUCCUUCGCGCGACGACCAACGACAGCUACGUGUACGCCGCCCGCCUGCUGGUGGCCGAGUGGGUGAAGUUCAGAUGGGGCGUGUUCGAGGAGCGUGGCUACAAGAACGACCCCUUGUAUCCCACGACAUUCCGUGACCCCAAGACAAACAGCCCGCGCCCCAACCGGUGCAGCACCCACAGCAUCACGCCCGCACCAUUCUGCUCCACGGCCGCCCACACCCCCGAAGCGCCCACCAAGCACAACGCGCAGUGCGGCGGGCGUGCAGCCUGGGACAUCAUCCUCCAGUCGCAGGAUUUCAUCGAAGGAAGGAACGAGCCGUCCAACGCCACCGCCCCGCUCCUGCCCUCGUUCAAGUUCGUGCAGGAGACCGCCCCUCGCAUCGUGCUGCUGGUGGAGGACACAGCUGCAAUGAACUUGCAGCGCCGCUGGGAGUUCGUCCGGAAAGCAGUGCGGCGUGUGGUCGUGUACGACGUGCCCGACGGCGCCUACGUCUCGCUCGUCGUGUUCAACUCGGUCGCCCAAACGGCGGCGCCUCUGCUCAAGAUGGACUCUCUCUCCGACGUCCGCCAGCGCGUGGGCUCGUCCCUGCCGCGCAACCCCUCCCGCGUCCCCGAGAGCCACAAGUGUGUGCUGUGCGCCCUCCAGGAGGCGCUGCGGGCCUUCUCCUCCGACCCUGCAGGUGCCGAGGGAGCCACCAUCAUCCUGGUGACCACGGGGAAGGGCGCGGCCCCCCAGAGCGACCUCAAUGAAAUGUCCCGCCUGGCCAACUCGAGAGGCGUGAGGAUCGACACCGUGCUGUACCCGAUGACUGAGCGGCGCGGAGGCCCGUCCGCCUCGCACGGCCUAGAGACCCUGGUGGCAGACACCCGCGGCUCCUCCUUCACCGUGAUGGACGAGGGCGUCGGCAACGACUCCAAGGUGAGCAUGAUGGUGGCGCUGAUGGACGCCCUGUUGGCAGCCGUGCGCCGCAGCGCUCCUCCCGCCGCGCCAGGCGCCCCCGUCAUCAUCCACAGCCGGCCAUACCCCGGCGGCAUUGCAUCCAUGGCCUCGGGCACCUUCACCCUGGACGAGUCCCUGGGGCCCAGCGCGCGCUUCUCCAUCUACUACUACGACCUGAACCACGUCGGCAACACUGUGAAGCUGACGACGCCUUCCGGUCAGACCAUCGCUUCCGUCAACAUGCAGGAGGAGGACGGCGACGCCAACGUCAUCUUCGUGAACAUCCCGAAGGCGGAACGCGGACUCUGGCACUACCAGGUGGAGAACCGCGCCGACUCGCACCAGGGGCUGCACAUCCAGGUGACGGGCACGGAGAGCGAGGAGCGCAAGAUCAGCCUGCGCCUGUGGACCAGCUUGCCGAAUACGCCCAUCAAUGCCACCGACCCUUCGGUGCCUGUCAUCAUCUACGCGGAGGUCAAGGACGACGAAGUGCCCAUCCUCAACGCGAAGGUCACGGCCAAACUGCAGCGUCUCGGCACCAACGCCACGGGAAGCAACUACGACCCGAUCUACGUGGACCUCUACGAUAAUGGAUUCGGAGACCCCGACAUCACGGGCGGCGACGGCGUCUACUCGCGCUACCUGCCGGCGCUGCAGGGCGGCCCCGGCCACUACGAGCUCAGCGUCAACGUCGACCAUAACAGCGGCCUCGCCCUCGCACCCAUCAACGACGCCUUCACGCGCCCGCUGCGCAUAUACUCGGACAAAGAGAAGCAGACGUGCUGCGGCAGCGUGAUCCGUUACGACCACGUGAAACCCGUGGCGCAGUUCCAGCGCUCGACGACUUACGGCGUGUUGGACGUUGUCUCGCGGCGCCCGCCCGUCGACCUCGUACCGCCAACGCGCAUCCUGGACCUCCGCACCUUCGUCAACCUCACCACCCGUGAGGUGUCGCUGCGCUGGACGGCCCCCGGCGACGACUACGACUGGGACCGCGCUCACCACUACGAGGCGAAACUGGCCAGCUCGUGGGCGGAGGCGAAGGCCUUCGAGGGCCAGCGGAUCUCCGGCAUGCCCGCACCCGUCAUGGUGGGCACGGAGCAGGCCGUGUCAAUCCAGGUGGACACCUACGACCAGCUGGUGUACGUGGUCAUCCGCGCCGUUGACGAGGCGGGUAACCGAGGCGGUGUGAGCAACAUCGCGGCCCUGUGGGUGCCGCAGCCGCCUACGACGCCGCCCAUAGUGACCAGCCCGCGCACACUGGCGCCCUCGAGCGACCCGAGCGAGCCUUUAGGGCGCGGCAUCACCCAGCCCGUGCGAGUGGCCGGCCUCAAUCUGGAGGACAUGGCCGUGAUCAUCGGCUCGGUGGGCGGCUUCCUGAUCAUCGUGGCCGUUCUGGCCACCUUCUGCUACUGUCACGUGGCCCGGCGACGGCGCCACCAGCACAAGAAAGACACCGAAAAGAUCGAGGCCAACAGGAAUGUCAUCAUUAAAACGAACUCGACGCUCAUGGUGGACCAGGACGAGAGCCAGGACUCGGUGGACAGCGCCGUCAAGGAGGAGGUGGUCACCACAAAGGACGGGCGUCCGCUGUCGCCCAUGCAGUCGUGGGGCGCGUCCAAGUUGCUGCAGGAGCACGAGCGACGCUUCUCCGUGACGAGCGGGCCCUUGGUGGAAGCCGCCGGCACGCUGGCGCACUACCAAAGCCUACAGGAGCAAUUCCCCGACGUGACCCUGACUGGCACUCACUCAUACCCCAGCUCGCAGACGCCCUCCACCACCCACUCUGACCCGCCCGCCUACCAGCCUCCCUACACCACCGUAGACGCAUACGCCGCCUACCCGUACCCCUACCACCCAGGCUACAGCCAUGAGGAGUUGCCCCCAUACACGCCCGGCCUGUCCUCCCAAUCGUCGCAGGCCUCGACGGCGUACACGCACGAAAUGGCCUCGCAGCCGUCCGAGCUGGCGUACCCGGUCGACGCGUCCGCCUUCCAGCCCGCUGACAUGCCGUCCUUCGUUGGAGAAAUCGCUUACACCCAAGCCCAGCCCCCGAUGUACGCCACCUACCCUGAGGACGCCCCCGUCACUACCCAGGCCCCCGUGCGAGCCAAGGUGCCCCCUCCAGUCGCCCCCAAACCCCCCCUCGCCGCCCGCGCCGCUGCCGUUACAACGGCGACCGCGUCCGUGGAGCCCAAGCGGCGCAACGUGACCCAGGUGUGAAGUGUGGGAAGUGAGGUCACUGACAACCCUUAAAUAAGAACGCUUUAAGUGUCGAUAUCAUUGUUGUCAUCUGCUUCUUCAACCCAGUCUCUUUUGUAUGGAGUUUUUCAAUGUAUGACAAGAAUUGUUGUAUAUGUAACAUAAGUGUUCAUGUAUGGAGAAUUGUAUGUCGUACAGAAUGUUGUUGGUUGUAAGCUUUGCUCACAUCUAGUCAUAAACGUAUAGAGUUUGUCCUCCUCGAGCCUCAAUAGAAAGAGCUGAGGACGCUUGAGAGACCCCUAAACAGCGAACACGUGGUCCCUGUCCCGCACCACUGUACUGUACUGAUCUCAAUAUAUCUUGUAUGUCUGUGAUAAAAUUCGUAAAAUAAAGACAAUCAUGAAU
Molecule: messenger RNA, 4367 nt
Organism: Penaeus chinensis
Lineage: Eukaryota; Metazoa; Arthropoda; Malacostraca; Decapoda; Penaeidae
Product: calcium-activated chloride channel regulator 1-like
Exons: 4
Coding region: 348-3983 (1211 amino acids)
Source: RefSeq, a predicted model, not a curated record